This is a messenger RNA of Anthonomus grandis grandis, 1830 nucleotides long. RefSeq names its product post-GPI attachment to proteins factor 2-like. Gene Ontology annotation, biological process: GPI anchor biosynthetic process. The transcript is spliced from 5 exons. Gene Ontology annotation, cellular component: Golgi membrane; endoplasmic reticulum membrane. The record is from RefSeq and is a predicted model, not a curated record. NCBI's taxonomy places the organism in Eukaryota, Metazoa, Arthropoda, Insecta, Coleoptera, Curculionidae. The coding region runs from base 243 to 1085 and encodes 280 amino acids.
CUGUGACCGUUCAUCUUAUCAUCUGUUUUUUAUGUUUAUAUCUUACAACCAAAUUGUUUAUUAAACAUAUAAAUUAAAACAACCCUGUUUUUAUCAAAAAAAUGUCAGAAUGGCAUGCUUUCCAAGGAAUCUUAUAUCAAUUCACACCAAAAAUCGAUGAGGAAUUAAAUUGCCAAGAGCCCCACUAAAACUUCUCUGCUGUAACAGUAGAAUUUACAAUAGAAUCUCAUAGUGUUUAAAACAUGGAAAGCCAAAUAAUGCCCAAUACAAUCCCAGAAAGGAACGAGAGUAAAGGAGAGAUGAUUAUUCAUUAUCGAAUCAACUUUAAGUAUGUGUGUCUUUGCACAGUAACCAUUCCGCUGGCAGCUCUCGUUAUUUGUCUGGUGUCCGCUUAUAUAUUUCAGUUUGAUGAUGUACACGAGACUCAUUGCAGGGUUUUCAAUAUUGUCCCGUCAAUAAGUGCCAUUACUGGGGUAAGUCCACAAAGGUACAUAUGGAGAAUCAGCGUUGCCCUCCAUAUUGGACCAAGAGUUAUAAUAUCAGCUGUAUACAAUGCAUAUCAACUAAAAAAGAUCAAUCCUUUAGCUGAACCAAAUCUAAAAACCAAAGCUCAAUUAUGGUUAAACCUGGCAUACGUAUUAAACUUGAUUGAAACUGCAGCCCUAUGUGGAGUCACUUACAUUUCAAAUAAAGAGAAUUAUCCAAUACAUGAGAAGUUGUUUAUAAUUUUCAUGGUGAGCAGUUUGACUUACAUGGUGGCCUGUAUCCAGGGUACAAAAAUGGCAGCGGAAACCAGAAAAGAUCUGCAAUCAAUCCAGGAGGGUUUAAAGUACAAAAAGAACCUUCUGGUACUUUCGCUGUAUUGUACAGCCGGACUGGUUAUAUUUUUCCUGCAGCAUCGGUUCUUGUGCUACAGAAUGGCUUUUAGUAUGUUUGCCCUAUGUGAAUAUGUCAUAGCAGGGGCUAACAUGGCUUUCCACAUCUCAGUUAUUCUGGAUUUUCCCACUGAGGAACUGAUGGUGGGAAAAUACAUAGUUCCUAGUGAAAAAGAGUGUUCCGGAGAUACUCACCAUAAAGUAGAGUAAUUUUAAGAUCAAUUUGAGGGUGAUAAUUAUUUAAAGGAGCACAACCUGAUUUUGCAGCAAACGUAUUAGAUUUUAAUAGAGUCGAUUUUGUGAUACUAAUUGUAGGAACAAUCCUAGUCAUUUUUUUAAUUGUUUUUCUGCCAAAUAAUUCCAAUGCAACAAAAGGCUUAAGACCAUUCAGUAUCGUUUAUAUAGAGUCUAAGUAUGUAAAUAUUAAUAAAAUUUUAAAUAAUAUAUUGUGAUAUGUUUGCCAUUUUGAGAGAUGUACAGGGUUGUUUUUUAUAUUGGAUCAUAAAAAACCGCCCAGUACAUGCAAAAUUUUUGAACCAAACAUUCUUUAAAACCUUGCAUAUGACAAGAGGAAUAUUACACUAUUUAAGGCUGGCUGAUGAUACUUCCAUAAUAUAUUUAUUAAUAGAUUAGAAAUGUUUAAACAGCCAAUUUAUGCACAAUAAACCCGCUUUUCCCCAAUAAUAAUAAAUCACUAAAUUAAUGAUCUAAAGCAAUAAAUACCUACCAGAUCAAUCACACACUGUAUAGUUCUUAAAAAAAGCAAUAGUCGAGUACAAUUAAUACUCUGCCAAAUGCAUGAUCUUAAAAAAUACAUUUAAGAGGCUGUGGUUGUACUUUUUAGUGCCAGUUUGCGGAGCACGUUGACUUUGCAACAUAUGGCGAAACCCUUACAAAUUGUAUAAUAAUUAUUAUUGUCGAAUUAAAAGGAAUAAAUAAUCAAUUGCAAUCUUUA